Messenger RNA from Parathielavia appendiculata, 1279 nucleotides. RefSeq names its product RNA polymerase II subunit A C-terminal domain phosphatase SSU72. Bases 300 to 1064 code for a protein of 254 amino acids. Gene Ontology annotation, molecular function: RNA polymerase II CTD heptapeptide repeat phosphatase activity. Gene Ontology annotation, biological process: termination of RNA polymerase II transcription. Gene Ontology annotation, cellular component: nucleus; mRNA cleavage and polyadenylation specificity factor complex. The record is from RefSeq and is a predicted model, not a curated record. Lineage: Eukaryota; Fungi; Ascomycota; Sordariomycetes; Sordariales; Chaetomiaceae. The transcript has 4 exons.
UUCGCACUUGGAGAUUCUCAACCACCCGCCCCCCGACACCUCGCAUUGGGAGCGUGGUUAACAUCCAGGAUGCGAACAUAACGCUGUUGCCCUGGAGUCUUUCCCCGCAGGUAAGAGCAUACUAUCUGAGUCCCGCUUCGGCGGGCGUUGACGACAAGUUUCAUUAUUACGCUAUUUAUUUCUGAUGGCAUGACAAUACCCUGCAAGACCUGUGGGUGCAAUCUUCGCGAAGUACGGAGCAGCCCAGCGCAGUCACCCUUCAAAUUCAAACGUCCCUCCACCCGCCUGUGUCAUUCAUCAUGGAGACCGCAAAUGGGAGUGCGGCCCCGGCGCAGAACGGCCAGCAGGGAGAUGAAACUGGAUUCAAGUUGAAGUUCUGCACAGUCUGCGCAAGCAAUCAGAAUCGGUCGAUGGAAGGGCACCUCCGUCUCGCACAGGCCAACUAUCCCGUCAUCUCUUUCGGCACGGGAUCCCUCGUACGGUUGCCAGGGCCGACCGUGACGCAGCCCAACGUCUACAAGUUCAAUCAGACGUCGUACGACAGUAUCUAUCGGGAACUCGAGGCCAAGGACCCUCAGCUAUACCGGGCGAACGGCUUGCUGAACAUGCUCGGCCGGAACCGCGUCAUCAAGUGGGGUCCUGAACGGUGGCAAGACUGGCAGAUUGGGAUGCCGAGGGUGAAGCAUGAAAAGGACCAAGGGAGCGCGGGCAUGGAGUCGGGCGUGCCAGACAUCGUUAUCACCUGCGAGGAGCGUUGUUGGGAUGCCGUGAUCGACGACCUCUUGAACCGCGGCGCCCCGUUGAACCGGCCCGUCCACGUCAUCAACAUUGAUAUCAAGGACAACCACAAGGAUGCCUCCAUUGGCGGCGGAGCCAUCGUCGACCUCGCGGAUUCUCUGAACAAAGCGGCCAUGGAAGAGCGCGAGAAGGUUGGGCCAGCUGCGUUUGAUGCUGGGGGGGCUGCCAGCAGAGCAAGCUUUGACGAACGGGUGCCGGAGAUCUUGGCUGAAUGGCAAGAGAGAUGGCCGGAUUUGCCUUCCACGUGGACCUUGUCUUGGUUUUGAGGUUUCUGUCUUUGAUUGCUAUUUCUCUAUGCAAUGGCGUUGGGUGGCAGGUUGCUGGGUUUGCGGAAUCAGGCGUAAGGACGGGAUCGAGGCACGAGAUACCAGGCAUCAAUCAAACCUAUGAACUUGGCCAUGAUGACAAUAGGCCAUUGAACACCACAACAGCAGAGAUGUUUGAGCAUUGGUCAUUGAUCGAGGUUUGGUUUGGCUUUCUU